CAGAGCUGCAAACAGACGUUCACACCUCUGCUGAAUAUGCCCGGACUUCUGCUCGGAGAUGAAUUUCCCAAUUUUGAGGCAGAAACCACCACUGGCACAAUUAAACUUCAUGAUUUUCUCGGUGAUUCAUGGGGAUCCUGUUCUCUCAUCCCAGAGAUUACACCCCUGUGUGCACCACAGAGCUGGGCCGAGCCGCCAGACUCAGCAGUGAGUUCAGUAAAAGGAAUGUCAAAAUGAUCGCCCUGUCCGUGGACUGCAUCGAGGAUCACCACGGCUGGACCAAGGACAUCCUGGCAUACAACUGUGAGGACUCUGCCUGCUGCUCGCUGCCCUUUCCCAUCAUAGCGGACAGUAAACGGGAGCUGGCAGUGGCCUUGGGCAUGCUGGACCCAGAUGAGAAGGACAAAGACGGCAUGCCACUCACCGCCCGCUGUGUGUUCAUCAUCGGCCCAGACAAAAGGCUCAAACUGUCCCUCCUCUACCCCGCCACCACGGGACGCAACUUUGACGAGAUCCUGCGAGUGGUGGACUCCCUCCAGCUCACAGCAGAAAGACGAGUAGCCACGCCGGCAGACUGGAGGCCUGGAGACUGCGUGAUGGUUCCUCCCAGCAUGUCUGAAGAGGAGGCAGCCACUUUGUUCCCAGCUGGCAUCUACACAAAAGAUCUACCAUCUGGAAAGAAAUACCUGCGUUACACACCCCAGCCAAACUGAGAGAACAACAUUUACAGCCAAAUGGUGUC
This is a messenger RNA of Sphaeramia orbicularis (orbiculate cardinalfish), 742 nucleotides long. Its product is annotated as peroxiredoxin-6-like. Gene Ontology annotation, cellular component: mitochondrion; cytosol. The record is from RefSeq and is a predicted model, not a curated record. Gene Ontology annotation, molecular function: peroxiredoxin activity. Bases 129 to 713 code for a protein of 194 amino acids. Gene Ontology annotation, biological process: cell redox homeostasis; cellular oxidant detoxification. NCBI's taxonomy places the organism in Eukaryota, Metazoa, Chordata, Actinopteri, Kurtiformes, Apogonidae. The transcript is spliced from 5 exons.